AUGCCUCUCGCAGUCCAUGACACGCUGAACACACAGCAGCGUCAGGUAUACGAGACGAUCAUGCGCCACUUCAAGGCGAAGAACGAGAACCGUCGGCCUCCGCCCCUCCGGUUGCAGAUCGAUGGAGGAGGUGGGACUGGCAAGUCGUAUAUGGUGGUGUAUGGCCGGCCCUCCCCCAUCGUCAGAGCAGCUCCGACGGGCGUGGCGAGCAACCAGAUCGGGGGACAGACUCUGCAUUCCCUUCUGCGGCUCCCCGUCGACGGCGAUUACCGCUCGCUCUCCGAGACCCCGACGACCCUCAACGCCUUGCAGCGGCGGUUCAGGGGCAUCCACUACCUCGUGGGCCCGGAACCCCGGCCGGGACCGCAACACAUGCUCGGCCUCAAGACCCUCGCGUGGAUCGACCAGCGCCUACGAGAGGUGUUCCCGGAGAAUCGCGACGAGUUCUUCGGCGGCCCCAGCGUCAUCCUGAUCGGGGACUUCUUCCAGCUUCCCCCUCGGCAGCAGGGCGAAGACCAGGCUCCUUUUCGGCGGGCCUUAGAAGAACUGCGAAAGGCUGAUGUGUCGGUACCCUCCUGGGAGCUGCUUGCUUCGAGGUGUUCUAUCAAGCUCUCUCCCGAGGAGGUUGACAGCUUUGCUGAUGCGCUUCGCAUCCAUCCCACCAAGGCCCAGGUCGUCGAGUACAAUCAUCAACACAUGCUUGGCCUGGACAGCCCCGCCAUUCAGGUCGAAGCAAAGCAUGAGGGUGUUGAAGGUGCCGACGUGCUGCGAGACCCGCCCGAGGUCAUCAUGGUGGCCUUCGAUGACUACGACGGCCCGGCCUUCACGAUGCCGAACGGGGAGCCGCUCCGUAGUGGAGAGAAGCUGGUUGUUCCCAUCCUCCGAGUGCGGCAGGAAUUCAUGAUCGGCGCCAACUCAUGUUCGAGAGAGCAGUUCCCGCUGCUGGUCAGCUAUGCGAUCACCGUCCACAAGUCACAGGGCAUCACCCUGGACAAAGUCGUCUGCGAUAUCUCUGCGCCAGAGUUUGCUUCUGGCCUCUCCUACGUGGCCGUCUCGCGGGUGAAGACACUCGGCGGGCUGAUGUUUGAGCGGCCCUUCGACCGCAGCAGGAUCUACCGCGAGACACCAUCACGAGCCAUGGGUUUGAAGUUAUUGGAUCACGCUACUAGGCGACUGCAGGCGUUAGAUGCUGUGGCGGGGGUGGAUCCUUCAGAGGAGUUAAGUGGGUUUAUAAGUAGCGACGAAAAGAGUGUAGAGGCAUGA
Chaetomium globosum CBS 148.51 is the source of this 1263-nucleotide messenger RNA. RefSeq lists its product as uncharacterized. The coding region runs from base 1 to 1263 and encodes 420 amino acids. NCBI's taxonomy places the organism in Eukaryota, Fungi, Ascomycota, Sordariomycetes, Sordariales, Chaetomiaceae. The record is from RefSeq and is a predicted model, not a curated record. The transcript has 4 exons. Gene Ontology annotation, molecular function: DNA helicase activity. Gene Ontology annotation, biological process: DNA repair; telomere maintenance.